GUUAUAAGCGGCAUUCAUUCUGCUUCUUAGCUGCAUUUCAAUUUCAUUGCUAGGUCUAUCUAGAUUUGAUUGUAAAUUCAAUUCAUUCCAGAAAGUGAUAAUAAAGUUGAAACCAAAAUGGCAUGGGAAGGUCGUAAAUAUAAACACGAAAAGUCUGAAAACUUCGAUGAAUAUAUGAAGGCAUUAGGAGUUGGUUUGGUUCUGCGAAAAAUGGGCAAUACAAUCAAUGCCACAUGCUUUUUGGAAAAGAAUGGAGAUGAAUUUUCCUAUCAUACUGUAUCAACUUUCAAAACCACUGUAGUAAAAUUUAAGUUGGGAGUAGAAAGUGAACAGGAGACCCUCGAUGGAAGAAAAGUCAUGACAACAUAUACUUUAGACGGUAACACUUUAACUCAAGUUGAAAAAGGUGAAAAGAAAUCUGUCAUCACUCGUGUUUUCUCUGAAACCGAAAUGGUUGCAACAUGCAUCUACGAAAUGGAUGAAGCAAAAAAAAUUUCAUUCUAUAGGCAUUUAGAUUAUCCUGGAUUAUCCUCAAAUCAAUCGAAAAUCUUGAAUCCUUUUCUGAGACGACCAUGGAUGACCAAUACCAGCGCUGCAGCGCCAAGUGGUGGCAGCAAGGGUUUAAAAGGAAUAGUAGCAGGUGGAAAUAAACGAUACGAUGGAAUCGUUGAUUGUGUUAAGAAAACUGUUAAGGAACGUGGAUUCUUUGGUCUUUAUCGAGGUCUCAGUGUCUUGCUUUAUGGCUCAAUUCCAAAAUCAGCUGUUCGUUUUGGUGGGUUUGAGCAAAUUAAAAUUUACUUGGUUGAUGAAGAAGGAAAUCUUAGUGGAGGCGGAAAAUUGAUUGCUGGUUUGGGCGCUGGUGUUCUGGAAGCAAUUUUUGCUGUCACACCAAUGGAAACAGUCAAAGUUAAAUUUAUCAAUGAUCAACGAAGUAAGAAUCCCAAAUUUCGAGGUUUUGCACAUGGAGUUGGAUGCAUUGUCAAACAGGAAGGAUUUUCAGGACUUUACAAAGGAGUUACAGCUACCAUAAUUAAACAAGGUUCAAAUCAAGCCAUCAGAUUUUAUGUUAUGGAAACACUUCGUGAAUGGUACAAAGGUGGUGAUAAGAAAAAGGAAACACCAAAACUUCUUGUGGGAUUAUUUGGUGCAAUUGCUGGCGCUGCAUCUGUUUUUGGAAAUACUCCCAUCGAUGUUGUUAAAACUAGAAUGCAAGGACUUGAGGCUGCCAAAUAUAAGAAUACGUUAGACUGCGCCGUGAAAAUUUGGAAAAACGAGGGACCAUUUGCUUUCUAUAAAGGAACGGUCCCUCGACUCUCACGUGUUUGUCUUGAUGUUGCUAUAACUUUCAUGAUUUAUGAUAGUUUCAUGGAUUUGUUUAACAAGUUUUGGAAGUAACGUGUACCUACUUAGAGUAUCACUUAAAACAAAUUACCUUGCACUGAAGUAGCGAAACAACCUUAGGAUGGGUGAACCUAGAAUGGUCAAUUCAAAUAUUUUUCUAACUUAAUCGUAGACAAUCUGAGCAUUUACGAAAUAUGAAUUUAAACAGGUCUUUAACGAUAAUAUAAUUUCUUAAUAGAGAAUUAAAACCGAAAUAUUGCCUCAGAGCCAGUAACUAUUAGCAUUUACUUUAUUUCAUGAAAAUAUUUUCGUGCAGAUUUUUUAAAUAUAUUUUAUUUCAUUCCAAUUGAAUAUUCUAUACAUUGUUUCAACAUUUUACAACUAAAUAUAUUUUUUGAGUUUUCUUAUAUUUAUAUGAAUUGUACAAAAUAGAAAACAUUUGUAAGUGCUCAUUACAACGUGAAAUAAUAAUAAAAAUUUAAAACACUAUAAAGCCAUCCGUAAAAUAAUGAAAAUAAAUAUAUUACAUAAAAUUAACCGGCUUGAUAUUAAACAAUGCUAGCGUAUCAUUAAAAACCUUUCGCACUGUCAUUAGGAAAAGAAUUUUUGCAUGAAGAAUUUUCAUCAAUUGGGGUCGAUUUUCAGUCAAAAUUCGGAUACGUCGAUAAUAAAUUGAAAAUAUGCUAGCAAAUGUCAACAAGUACUUAUGCAUCAAAUGAAUGGAAAUUUUACCUUUUGAAAGAUCGUUUAUCGAUCGAUUUAUUGUGUCGGGAAACAAGAGCAUUAUUUUAAUUAAUUUCCAUUCCUCUUCUUCAUUCAAAACACUCAAAUCUAUAUUAUUUAAAUGUGGUAGCUUUUCAUAAUAUUUCUCAUCAACUUUCUUAUUAAAGCUUUCCAUGAUUCUUUCUAGCCUUGCUGAGUUAUAUAAGAUGAAUUCUUGUUUAGAAUUACUUGUAAGUAUCAACGCCGAAGAAUGUUUCACUUCCAAAAUGUCUAAGUUUGUUGCAUUCUUUCCAAGUCUUUCAAUUAACUCUUUGAAGGCAUCGUCUGUUUUCACUCGUAUUCCAUACUUGUGAAUUGAAAUUAAAUGCAUAUCCUGACUUCGUUUCGAGAGGUACUCAGUAAGACUUGUUUGGAUUUUUUUUUUAGUUUUCGGAUCAAGAAUUGCGGCACACAAUACAAACUUCUGACGUGUGGAAGCUUC
Molecule: messenger RNA, 2545 nt
Organism: Clunio marinus
Lineage: Eukaryota; Metazoa; Arthropoda; Insecta; Diptera; Chironomidae
Source: the annotation of a GenBank genome assembly